This is a messenger RNA of Pelmatolapia mariae (spotted tilapia), 406 nucleotides long. Its product is annotated as filamin-A-like. Gene Ontology annotation, molecular function: actin filament binding. The record is from RefSeq and is a predicted model, not a curated record. The transcript is spliced from 3 exons. Bases 35 to 364 code for a protein of 109 amino acids. Gene Ontology annotation, biological process: actin cytoskeleton organization. NCBI's taxonomy places the organism in Eukaryota, Metazoa, Chordata, Actinopteri, Cichliformes, Cichlidae.
CUACACCCCACGUAAGCCUGUGAAGCACACUGUGAUGGUUCCACUGGACAUAGGAGAGCUUGACCUCAGCCAGCUGACAGUCUCUCUUACAACACCCUCAGGCCCAGAGGAGCCCUGCCUGCUGAAGAUGCUGCGUAACGCUCACAUUGGAAUCUCGUUUGUUCCCAAGGAGAUUGGUGAGCACCUUGUUAACAUCAAGAAGAACGGUCAUCAUGUUCCCAGCAGCCCAAUUGCUGUUGUGAUCAAGCAGUCAGGGAUUGGUGAUGUGAACCGUGUGCGUGUGAGUGGACCGGGGCUGAGCGAGGCCAGGACUUUUCAGCCUGCAGAGUUCAUCAUUCACACUCGUGAUGCAGUUUUGCCCUGAGCUGAACUGCUGCCUCCUUCUCUGUUGUGGUACUCAGCGGUG